Messenger RNA from Pyrus x bretschneideri (Chinese white pear), 744 nucleotides. RefSeq names its product DNA polymerase epsilon subunit 3. The coding region runs from base 62 to 562 and encodes 166 amino acids. The record is from RefSeq and is a predicted model, not a curated record. Gene Ontology annotation, cellular component: CHRAC; epsilon DNA polymerase complex. Gene Ontology annotation, biological process: leading strand elongation; heterochromatin formation; DNA damage response. Gene Ontology annotation, molecular function: chromatin DNA binding; protein heterodimerization activity. Lineage: Eukaryota; Viridiplantae; Streptophyta; Magnoliopsida; Rosales; Rosaceae. The transcript has 3 exons.
CUGGAGACAAAGUGUGACAGAAAGAAUCAUAGAAGGGAGAAAGAAGGAAAGGAAAAAAGAAAUGGAGAAAGUGGUGGCGGAAGCGGAGGAGCUGCCGAAGGCUAUCGUGCGACGGGUGGUGAAGGAUAAGCUUUCCCAGUGCCACAAGGGCGACGGCGACCUAAUCGUUCACAAAGAAGCGAUCCUAGCAUUCUCCGAAAGCUCCCGGAUCUUCAUCCACUACCUUUCCGCCACAGCAAAUGACAUAUGCAGGGAAAAGAAGAGGCAGACGAUCAGCGGCGACGACGUGUUGAAGGCGCUGGAAGAGAUCGAGUUUCCUGAGUUCAUCAAGCCUCUUGAAGACCUAAGGCCGAAGAAUCCCGGGAAGGGUGCAGGAAAGAAUGAAGGAAAGAAUGCGACGAAGAAUGCAGGAAGAAGUGGAGGAAAGAAUGCAGGAAAAAAUGCGGGAACGUCAAAAACAAAGGAAGUGAAGAAGAAGAGGAAAUUGGAAGAAUCAUCGUCGCGGAAGCAAGGCGGAAAGGAUGAGGACAACCAAGAUGAGGAUGGCAGUGGUGAUGAAUGAGUAAGCAGGCAAAGAAUACACAUAUUCUGCUAGUUUUCGUGUUAUUCGUUUUCUUCUUUGUUUGCUUCUCCAUCAAAAUCUAUAACUGCCCAUUUUAUUUUCGAACAAUCAGCAAUUUGGUCAUCCUUCAGAAUCUUCAUAUUUUGACCCUUCGAAUGCGAAUUAAGAUGAAAAUUGCUUCU